UUUUCUUGAGGUUGUGCCAUGAUGCCAUCAACAUUUAGGAGUUUGAUACAAGUGUUUGAUUCUCACUAAAAUACCAUGCGGAAAUGAUAUUACACUGCGAAGACUAGUGACUAGUUGACAGCGCACGUUGCAUUGUGGUAUAUUUGAGGGGACGCUUUGCUUUACUAGCUCGUAAACAACUUUAUUUUUUACCUGGUGAUCAUUGUUAGCAAAAUACUGAAUAGUUGGAGUUGAUUUCUGACUGUAAAAUAAUAAAUAUAAUGGAUGAACAGCAUAAUUGCGCGGAAAAAGAUCAAGUUUGCCUUCAUUCUGACUGUGAUAUUGUAUUAACUGAGGAUGACAUACCUCGUGCCAAGCUCUGUAAGCCAGUCGAACAGUGCUCGAUGGCAAUAUUAAAGAGAUGGCUUUCGUGUCGUGGAGCUAAAAUUACUGGGAAAAAGCUUGAACUUGUGAACAGAGUAAAGUUAACAAUGGAUUGCAUGGACAAGUUGUUGACCCUGACAGUGGAAAGAUAUCUAAAAAAAAGGAUCACUCUAAGUACUCCUCAGACGACACCAGAUGAAGCACUUCCCAUUUCUGGAUUCCAAGCAGAUCUUUCAAUUUUACCAAGGGUGGGGUAUGCCGACAUUUGGAAGUUUCUGAUAGAUGAUGUUGAAGUUAAAAAGCAAAUAUCUACCGAAAAACCUUUUGUGAAAGGUUAUAAUUUCUUCAAGUCUGGCAAUGUUCAACAAGUUCUAUCACAAACAAGAAAUAGUUUAUAUUUUAUAAAAAGCCAAGUGCUACCUUCCAUAAAAAAAGAUAGUUACACAGUCAAACUAACAAUGAAUGAAAGAUCUCUUGUGCUAAAAGCUUUCUGUGAUUGCCCUGCUGGAAUUGAUGGACACUGCAAUCAUGUAGCUGCUACAUUGUUCUUGCUGGAAUCUCAAGAUUGUUCCUCAAAUAAAGUAAACAAUUUCGGCUUGCAAAAUUCUGUUACUCCUUGCACUUCAAAGCCUUGCACUUGGAAUAUUCCUAAAAGAGCUGCUAAAGCUUCCCCAAUACAGGGCAUAAUACAAUAUAGUGUUAACUUUCCUGCUAUACCAGCUAUGCUUUCAUGCCUUAUACAUUCAGCUUUUGCUUGACCACAAUAUUCAUUCAAGUUUUUAUAGAUCUCAUGGUAUCUUUGACACAAUGUUUCUGAUCCUUGCAAUGACUCCAUUACAGAACUCUUAAUCUCAUUCAAUUGCCAAGAAACAUUGCAACUGUUGAUGAAUGCUUGCUUUAAAUUUUCAAUAGCUCCGCUGUCAUCUUGGGCUUGUUCUUUAAUGUUAUUUAUGUGAAUUUCUGCAUCCACAACUAAUUUUCUGCAUUCAGCAGCAAGAUUACACAGACUCUGGUGAUUGAAAUGGGUUGGAGUAGUUAAUUACUUAUUAAAUGUAUAAAAGUCAAUCUACCUGAAAUCACUAUGGCAAACUAUAGAGAAUCAAUUUCAUAACUUACUUUCAUCAACUCAGCAUAUUUUUCCUGUAUCAGAUAUAUUGCAACAGUUCGAUAGAAAAUUGUAAAUAAAAAACACUUUAAUGUAUUUGAACCAUUUGAACAAGUUGUAAACAAAC
Molecule: messenger RNA, 1595 nt
Organism: Xenia sp. Carnegie-2017
Lineage: Eukaryota; Metazoa; Cnidaria; Anthozoa; Malacalcyonacea; Xeniidae
Molecular function (GO): zinc ion binding
Source: RefSeq, a predicted model, not a curated record